Messenger RNA from Rhagoletis pomonella (apple maggot), 588 nucleotides. Its product is annotated as vitellogenin-1-like. NCBI's taxonomy places the organism in Eukaryota, Metazoa, Arthropoda, Insecta, Diptera, Tephritidae. The transcript has a single exon. Gene Ontology annotation, molecular function: lipase activity. The coding region runs from base 293 to 469 and encodes 58 amino acids. The record is from RefSeq and is a predicted model, not a curated record.
AAAAAAGCUAUCCUGCCAACCGGUGCUUAGAUUUGAAUUGCACAGUGGCAGUCUAGUGCUUUGCUGCACAGAUCAGCCUGAAUCCUGGUUUGCUUAAAUUGCAACAUUUUAAAAUUUUGUGCUUAAAAAUUAUGCACUAAAAAGCACUUUGACUUGAUCAGCCAUUCGAGACUACGAUGAUGGCAAUCAGGCAGCCACUUCAAGUGAAGAAGACUACAGUGAAUCGUGGAAGCACCCGAAAGCCACCAAGGGCGACCUUGUCAUCAUCAACUUAGGUUCCACCCUGACCAACAUGAAGCGCUUCGCCCUCCUCGAUGCAGAACAAACUGGCAAUAUGAUUGGCAAAGCUUUAGUGCAAUUGACCAACGAAGUUGAUGUGCCACAAGAGAUCAUCCACAUUGUUGCCCAGGGUAUCGGUGCUCAGGUUGCAGGCGCAGCCGUUCGCCAAUACAGACGCUUGACUGGAUAAGUUAUAUUAUAAGCAAACAAAAACUGAUGUGCGUCAAUCCGCACUCAUAGGGCCAGUAAGCGAAUUUUCGCUCGUGGCAAAAAUAUUUUUUUUUAUAUACAUAUACAAUACAUUUCUUA